This is a messenger RNA of Cooperia oncophora, 699 nucleotides long. The record is from the annotation of a GenBank genome assembly. Lineage: Eukaryota; Metazoa; Nematoda; Chromadorea; Rhabditida; Trichostrongylidae.
AUGACGGAAAUUUCCGUGUUCCUCAUCGACAGGGGCGUAUUACCCUCGAAAACGAUGAACGAUAUUCGGCUUGUGAGUCAGUUACUUACGGACGAGAGGAAGAAGAGGCUCGACCAGUUGCGAACUACUACACCUGCUUCGUUAUCGAAGGCAAUCGAUAACGUGGGCAGCAUUCUCAUGAACAAUUCCCUAAGUGGGAACGAAAAGCUGUCGUUAGUGACAAAUGCCAUUGGGGCUCUCCCACGAGAACAUCGACGAUCGCUUGAGAAUUUCAUCAAUCGCGAGGCUAUGCCAUCUCAAAUGGAUCCCAAAGGGUUCGAAGUGAUACAGACGAAUGAUCCACCAAAUAUUGCCCCUAUCGAUAGUGCCAGGGACGACGUCAAAGACAUCAGAACGAGAUCGUUCCCUGCUGGAAAUGAUGGAGAGUACGUCAGAGGUCACGAUGAGAAUCUUUCCCAAAACUCUGAAAGCUUCCCAAACGCUGAUAUCCGGAAGAGCGACAUGUUUCCACCAAACGACUUGCAGGACCGGUCUUUUCAACAGAAGAGUACGAAUCAACAAAGCUGGUUUGGCAUACCGCCAGCCACGAAUGACUACAACAAUCCCGGCGGAAGAUUGAUUGAUGUCAUGACAAAAGUAGACCCUUUCAUGUUCAUAAACGCUUCCAGAAAAAAACACACACAGUUGCGAUUAAACUAG